This is a messenger RNA of Prorocentrum cordatum, 394 nucleotides long. NCBI's taxonomy places the organism in Eukaryota, Dinophyceae, Prorocentrales, Prorocentraceae. The record is from the annotation of a GenBank genome assembly.
GUCGGCGGCGCCCACUCCACCGCCGAGGAAGGCAGCGCCGAAGCUGCUGGUGGCCAAGAAGGCGGCGUCGCCGCCGUUGGCGCCGCCGCCGACCCACCUCGCCGCCGCGCCGCCCGCCAGGGGGUCGGUGGCCGCCGCCUCGGCUGCAUCGGCCCAGACUGCGAAGGCGGCGGCGGCGACGGCGAUCCCGCUGCAGCCUCAGCAGCCGAAGGUGCCUCCUCGUCCUGGGCGCUACGCCGUGGCGACGACGCCGCCGACGCCAGGGCGCCCGUCGUCGUCGGCUGCGGGCGCAGCAGCGCCGGCAGCGACGAUGACGCAGCAGGAGCUCCAGCAUCAGGUCGAGAUGCUGCAGGCGCAAAUGAACACCCUGAUCGCCUUGCAGAUGUCGCCCGGG